Messenger RNA from Enterobius vermicularis (human pinworm), 774 nucleotides. The record is from the annotation of a GenBank genome assembly. NCBI's taxonomy places the organism in Eukaryota, Metazoa, Nematoda, Chromadorea, Rhabditida, Oxyuridae.
AUGCCAUUUUUCGAAACUUGUGGGCCGAAUGAAGUGCUGGUGAUUUCUGGAAUGUGCCAUAGUGCUCCAGUCUACGUAACUGGAGGUCGAGCUUUUGUUUGGCCUUGGAUUCAGAUGUCACAGCGUAUUUCUCUGAAUACUAUAACACUGGAAGUAAUCAGUCCUAGAGUUUAUACCCAGAAGGGUGUUCCCAUUUCAGUAACGGGGAUAGCACAGGUUAAAGUUGAGUCGAGAAAAAAGGAAACUCUUGCUAUUGCCUGUCGGUUGUUUCUCGGCAAAACAGAAGAAGAGAUCCGACAGAUUGCUUUGGAGACUCUUGAAGGACAUCAGCGCGCUAUAAUGGGUUUAAUGACUGUUGAAGAAAUUUACCAGGAUCGGAAGAAAUUUAGUGAAAAGGUUUUUGAAGUUGCCAAGUGUGACCUUGUUAACAUGGGAAUCACCGUUGUAUCCUACACGAUAAAGGACAUCCGGGAUGACAAUGGUUAUCUGCUAGCUCUUGGGAUGAAAAGAACAGCCGAAGUCAAGAGAGAUGCACGUAUUGGGGAGGCAAUUGCUAAAAGGGACCAAGUAAUAAAGGAAGCUGCCGCUGAAGAAAAACGUCAGAUAGCAAAAUAUAUGAAUGAUAUUGAAAUUGCUAAGGCCAAACGGGAUUACGAGUUGAAACAGGCGGAAUUCGAUUAUGCUGUUAAUGUAAACCAAGCCAAAGCAGAUUUUGCGUAUGCUUUACAGGUACACAAUAUCCUUGCUAUUUACUUUUUUUCUUAUACUAUAUGA